Molecule: messenger RNA, 4353 nt
Organism: Aspergillus japonicus CBS 114.51
Lineage: Eukaryota; Fungi; Ascomycota; Eurotiomycetes; Eurotiales; Aspergillaceae
Product: acetyl-CoA synthetase-like protein
Exons: 1
Coding region: 1-4353 (1450 amino acids)
Biological process (GO): secondary metabolite biosynthetic process; amino acid activation for nonribosomal peptide biosynthetic process
Cellular component (GO): cytoplasm
Molecular function (GO): catalytic activity; phosphopantetheine binding
Source: RefSeq, a predicted model, not a curated record
AUGUCGCCAAACUUGGAGGCGGUGCAAACAGAAGACGGGAUACCAGAUCUACAACCACAAUUCGAAGCCAUAGAGCGAGCUUCGUUUGCCCAGGAGAGAAUCUGGUUUCUGCACGAGUACCUGACCGAUCUCACAACCUUCAACGUCACCAUGGCCUACGCCGUGCAAGGGCCACUGCAGCCCGUCGAGCUUGCGACUGCCUUCCGAGCCAUGUCCAAUCGACACGAGUCCUUGCGAACAGCUUUCUUCCUCGAUUCGAGAGACGGAGACCCCCAAUUGUUCCAGGGCGUUCUGCCUGAAACACAGAUCGAGAUCAGCAUUCAUACCAUUGGGGCGACCCAGAGCGUCGACGAAGUCUACACUUCCGUCAGAGAUCAUGUGUAUGAUCUCGCUCGUGGCAAAACCAUGAGAGUGGCGAUCCUCACUCUCACCCCAACCACGCACUUCCUUAUCCUUGGGUUCCAUCACAUCGCACUCGAUGGCUUCAGCGCGCAGAUCUUUAUCAAAGACCUGCAGUUGAUAUACUCCACAGGACAAAUCCUACCACCGGCUCCACGGUACCGGGACUACACACUUCUGCAACGCCAGUCUCUCGCAAACGACACCUACCGCGAGAGUCUGAACUUUUGGAAAAGCAAGCUCGCCAACCUGCCCCCACCGAUCCCUCUCUUUGCCUUCGCCCGCGUUUCAACCCGCAAACCACUCAACAGCUACCGCGUGCACAGUGUGGAGAGAACCAUCGGUAUCUCCCUCGCGUCGAAGAUUAAAGAAACUGCACACAAGAUCGGAGGAACGACCCCAUUUUUCCUAUACCUCACCACUCUCCGGGAGCUGGUUUUCUGGCUCCUAGGCCACGCACAAAAGGACAUCUGCCUCGGGAUCUCCGACGCCGGGCGAGCGGACAAGGAAGCUCUUCAGGUCGUGGGGAUGUUCGUCAACAUGCUCCCGCUGCAAUUCCGAACCGCUCGCCCUGGCCAGUCGUUUCGUGACUUGUUAUCCACCACCACCAGGCAGGUCCGCACGGCGUUGAAGCAUGCAGCCGUGCCGUAUCAGGUGCUCUUGGAUGAAUUGACCGUGCAGCGGUCGCCCUCGGAAAAUCCGUUGUUUCAGAUCCUGCUGAACUAUAAGAUGGGGUCGACAGAGGAGGCGACACUGGGAAGCUGUAGGGCGCAGAGCUUGCGUAUGGAUGAUGCCAGAACAGGGCUAGAUCUGGUGGUAGAAGUGGAGGAAUUUGUGGAUGGGAAUUGUAAGGUUGCCGUUAGGGGGCAAGAGUAUCUGUACGACAAGGAGGGUCUGGGGUUUAUCUUGUCCUCGCUCGUGAGCAUUCUGGAGGAGGUUACAGCUCGGCCCAGCAUGCCGGUUGCUAACCUCGCAAUGUUUGAUGAGAAGAGUAUCACACACGCACUCGAGCUUAGCCGGGGUGAGCGCGUCUAUACAGACGAGCACUUGCUGACAGUGGUGCAUUUGUUUGAUCGACACUGCAAGGCUCACCCCAGGGAUGUGGCUGUCAAGCAAGCGGACGGUCAGUUCUUGUCCUAUGGGGAAUUGCAGGGUCGUGCACAGAAGCUGGCCAGACAGCUACAGGAGCUUAAGGGGUCGGCUGCGAUUGUUGUCGCCUGCAAGCCGAGCCUGGACACCAUUGUGUCAAUUGUGGGCAUUCAUUAUGCCGGCUGCACCUACGUGCCGGUCGACAUCGAGCAUCCAGAAGAGCGACUGCGAACUAUUGUUGAAGACUGCAAGCCGCGAGCCAUCCUCUACCACGAGGAGACCAAGGAUCUUGCUACAUCCUUGGCCGGUGGCACUAUAGCUGUUCCCACACCACAGUCCGGGAUGGACGAGGCCUUUCUGAUCAGGGCCAGUGUCAACGACACCGCGUAUAUCUUGUAUACCAGCGGGUCCACCGGAAAGCCCAAGGGGGUUAUUGUCAGUCACGGCAAUCUGACAUGCCAGAUCCUAUCGAUGCGACAAAAUGCAUCUCUGGAGAGGGAGACAGUGCUUCACCAGAGCGGCGUUGCGUUCGACGCCUCAAUCGAUUGUGUUUACGCCGCUCUAGCCGGGCAAGGAACGUUAGUGAUGGCUCCUCCGGAGGUGAGACGCGAUCCGGUGCAGCUAGCCAGUUUGAUGGCCCGGGAGCAGAUUACCUACACGCAGAUGACCUCGUCCGAGUACCACAAUCUCGUGGUGUAUGGUGCAGAGCAUUUGAAGCAAUGCGUGACGUACCGCAACGCGUUUUGUGGCGGAGAGAAGUUUUUGUCCAGUCUGAUCCCUCUUUUCCGGGGAUUGAAGCUACCCGCACUGAGAGUGUGGAACCGAUACGGUCCGACCGAGAUCACUGUGUCGUCGAGUAUGCAGAUGAUUGUCGGGGUGGAUGGACCAAAUAGUAGCACAGAGUUGAUCCCGUGUGGUCGUCCGUUGACGAACUACUCCGUUUUUAUUCUUGAUGAACAGCGCCGACCGGUACCUGCAGGUGUACCGGGCGAGAUCUGUAUUGGUGGAGGAGGCGUGGCCCAAGGGUAUCUGAACAAUGCCCGGCUCACGGCUAGCAAAUUCGUCAAGAACAUCUAUGCUAGUGAGGAAGACGUACAGCGUGGCUGGGACAGGCUGUAUCGGACGGGCGAUCGAGGCUAUCUGCUGUCUGAUGGGUCACUAGCGUUUCUGGGUCGGAUGGAGGGAUCCGCGCAGGUGAAAAUCAGGGGACAGCGAGUGGAGCUGGAUGAGAUCGAGACGGCUAUUGUGGCCACGUCUGAGGGAACGGUUUUGUCAGCAGGGGUGUGCGUCAAGGGCGACAAUGCGAAUGCGGUGUUGGCAGCGUAUGUCGUCGUGCAUCCUGAUGUGCAAGUUGACUCACUUUCGUUCCUGGUAGCGAGUCUCGCUCGGUCGCUCCCUCUCCCCCGAUACAUGCGGCCUUCGUCAUUCAUGGCAGUAGGCAAGCUGCCUCACACCACGUCAGGGAAGCUAGAUCGUCAGGCUUUGUGCAACUUGUCCGGGACGCCGAUCGCGAUCGAAACGAACAGUCAACCUGCUCCGCUGGGAGUGGAGGAGGAGGUCAUGGCCAAGGCGUGGCGUGAGGUUCUACCUGGCGAGGCAUUCUUGUCAGCAGACUCCAAUUUCUUCGACGUUGGGGGGAACUCGCUGCUUCUGGUGCGGUUGCAGAAGGUGAUUGAGGAGUUGACAGGGAAGAGCGUGGCGUUGACGGAGUUGUUUUCGACUCCGGGGCUGUCGGCGAUGGCCCGUCUUCUGCAGGCUCAUGAAGCCACCAAGGAAACCACCGAGGUUGACUGGGCAAGCGAGACUCAGCUCACGCCUUCCUUGCUUGGGGCUAUUCAGACAUCUCCCCGGUGCAGCCCUGAUUCGAAAGUCGAGGUUAUUUUGACUGGCGCAACGGGUUUCCUCGGUCGGACCCUGCUGCACCAGCUCCUCACCCAUCCAAGGAUCGCACAUGUUCAUUGCCUGGCCAUCCGCAACAGCAGCGUAUCCCGGCAGUCCCUGACCCGCAAUGCCGACCACGCCGCUAAACUAACCCUGUACCCCGGCGACCUCUCCCAUCCCACUCUCUCCUUGGAUGACGGGGCCAUUGCCAGUCUCUCGAACAGAAUAGGGUUGAUAAUCCACAAUGGCGCCUCCGUGUCCUUCUUGAAAUCGUAUUCCACUCUGCGGGGGCCCAACUUCCACUCCACUCGCUUCCUGCUCCAGCUGUCAAUCGAACGGGGCAUCCCAUUCCACUUCGUCUCGACAGGCGGAGUGGUCAACCUCACCGGCCAACCAACUUGGCCCCCUGUUUCAGUCCGGAAUUACCCGCCUCCGGGGGAACAGGGGUACAUUGCGAGUAAAUGGGCCAGUGAGCGUCUCAUCGAGAACGCCGCUGAGGCUUUGCACCUGCGUGGGGUGCACUUCCCGGUGGUGGUGCAUCGGCCCGCGAGCAUCGUCGCCCGACAACCCGGUACGCCCGGUACGUCGGAGUAUGAACCCCCGGCCAUGGACAUCAUGCACAAUAUGGUGCAGUAUGCGCGGACGAUGCGGUGUUUCCCGGUAACGGAGGGGGUGAAUUGGCGGUUUGACUUUGUGGGGGUCGAUGCUGUUGCUUCGAGGAUACUUGCUUCCGCUUUGGGGGACGAGGAUGAGUAUGAGAGGGACGGGGUCAAGUAUGUGCAUCACUGUAAUGCGCGGAAGCUGUCUCCGCGAGAAUUGAAGGAGGAGUUGGAAGAGGAGGCUGGGUGUGUGUUCGAGGAGGUGGAGGUGGGAGAAUGGGUGCGACGAGCCAAAGAAUGUGGGAUGGACGGGCUGGUGGCGGCGACGCUGGUGGAUUUGAUGGAGCGGCAGAGGGGGGUGGUGUUUACGGAGAUGGGCCUAUAG